AUCGGCAGAGGCUCUCCCAGAAAUUGGACUGGCUCUCCCAGCAUUUUGUCACGCGGCACCGGUGAAGAGUCUGACGAUGAGAAUGCUUCCGACGAGAAACUUUAUGCGCAGCAGGAGCUUCGUUGCGAAGUGCAUGAGAUGGAAGGAUUGAGGUCGCAUCUUAUCGACUAUCCGUGGAACGAGUUUGGCGUAGAGAUCUUAAGGGACGUUGUUCACGAUGCAGAGUUUCUAAAGCAACCUUCGCUUUUACCUACUCAGAGCGGCCCUGUCGAAGACCGUAGCCACCUGAGCGGCUUCCAAGUUUGGGAUGUGGCCUCUGAUGGCGCACCUCUUGCGGUAGAUUACUCGGAACAUGACACCUCUCGAGCCAUGGCGAUCUGGAACACUAUCAAAGAGAUCAAUCCUCCUUCGCGGCAACGAAAAGCUGUAGGGAGAAUUACGAUCAUGCGAGAGCUUACUCCGAUACUCUUCGGUGCCCUACACUAUGUUCUGAACAACACGUUCGACAUGGACGAGAUCUUUCAACUACUUGUGACAGCCGAUUCGACCUCAUCGCAUGUUCACCGCGCAUUCGAGCUCGAUUCUCGCCGACAAUGCAGCAAAAUAUUUGCAUUUGAAUAUUUCACCAUCAUCGGCGAAGAUUGUGUCCCCUUGCAUUGGCAGUUGUCGGACAAAGAGAUUGACAAGAAUCCUCGACAUAUUCGGAUCACAAGAUGCAAUGCUGUCAUAGCUCUUGCAAUGACCAGCGAUCCAGUACGCAAGGUCCGAAAUCCGUCGCGCCGAGCCAAGAAUCAGAACGAUUACGGAAACAUUUAUGAUCCAUUCUCAUCGUGGCAUCUGCUCAAUUUGCAGUGCUUUCCCGAUCUCAAGUCAUCGACAGAUGUGCAUGACACCACCAAACACUAUGUCAAUGGCCCAGAGGCCUUCCUGAUCACCCUGCUCGGCGAAUUUCGUGAUGCUCAGUGCAGAUUCGAGGACAUUAAUCGAGCCAUCACGAAGCUCGUUACUCCACCUUCGUCAUUCAUGUUUGAUGCAAAACUACGAGACGAUUUACUGUUUGAAGAUCAGCAUUUUACAUAUGUGAGACGGUAUUUUUGGGCAUAUCAGACGCUGGGAAUCAUGAACGAAAGCAUACGGGCGAUCAUCGACGCAUUCGAGCACGAUUUUCCCGAAGAGCUAUUUGAUGGCAAGGCAAAAUUGCUUUGGCCUUUAGAUGACGAAAACAGUGCUCGCAAUGCAUUCUACAAGAAGCGACUGGCUACGUUGAAACACAAAUUCGACGCUCAGAUGCGUAGCUUUCGAGCAUUGAUCCAGGGCAAUGAAGAGCGUCGCACUGAGAUUCGAGGUCUGCGAGAGGAGUUAUACGUCGGCACCAGCAUCCACGAGAGCCGCAAGUCCGUUGAGAUGACCGAGACGACGGUGCAGCAAGGCCACAAUGUCAAGCUUUUGACAUUGGUGUCGAUCUUCUUCUUGCCAUCGCAGUUUGUUACGAGCGUCUUUGGCAUGACCAACAUGCCAACACAGGAGAGCUACUGGCUUUUUGGCGUGGUGAUGGCUGCCAUCUGUGUGCCUUUCUUUAUCCUGAUUGGCUCUCUCAACACAAAUCGAGGC
This is a messenger RNA of Pseudocercospora fijiensis CIRAD86, 1611 nucleotides long. RefSeq lists its product as uncharacterized. The record is from RefSeq and is a predicted model, not a curated record. Gene Ontology annotation, molecular function: magnesium ion transmembrane transporter activity; cobalt ion transmembrane transporter activity; cobalt ion binding. The annotation marks the transcript as partial. Lineage: Eukaryota; Fungi; Ascomycota; Dothideomycetes; Mycosphaerellales; Mycosphaerellaceae. Gene Ontology annotation, cellular component: membrane. Gene Ontology annotation, biological process: metal ion transport; transmembrane transport. The transcript has 2 exons.